AAUCCCUGGAGUAAAAAAAUAAAACACGAAGUCCAUUUUCUUGCAGUAGUAAAUUAGUAAGUGAACAAUACGGAUUACGGUGUAAUAAAUGAGUCGGUUGGCUGGUUCGUUGAGUUUCUUUCCAUAAGAAGAUAGAAGAAGGCCGAGCUUCAGAACCUCUGGUUAGUUGGGAGAAAGAAAAUGUCUACCUCUGCGGAGAAGAAUGAAGUGGCGUCCAUGGAACUCCCUGCUCCUCCUGGUUGGAAAAAAACGCUUAUCCCUGUAGCAGCAGGGAAGAGGAAAAGAAAACAUGAGGUUAUGUUUACAGCUCCAACAGGGGAAGAGUUGACUAGCAAAACACAGCUGCGACAGUAUCUGAAGUCAAACCCUGGUGGUCCUAAACUGUCAGACUUUCACUGGGGGGCUAGUGAAACCCCUAGGCGAUCGGCAAGGAUCAGUGUCAAGGCAAAGGCUUCUCCACCGUCUUCACCUGAAAGUAAAAGGCCUACCAAACGAGGCACAUUGUCAUCAACUUCGGUGGAGGAUGCCCAAGAGAAUGAAGCAGAAAAGAUUGAAAUUGAUUCUGCAGCUGGGGAUCCUGAAAAAGAUGCUGAGGAUAAGGAUGAUGACAUCCAAGAGUCCAAGAUGGAUCUGAUGGAGGACAAUGAAGACGUAAAGAUGCAUGAAACCUUAACUGCUGAUGAUAAGGCAGAAAACGCUCAACAAACCUAUUUUGAGGACGAUGUCAAAAUUGCACAAGAGAACAAAGAAGAAAAAGCUGAGAAUGAAGAUGAAAAGAGGCAUGAAACCCUAACUGCUGAUGAUAAGGAAGAUAUUGCUCCUUCUGAACAAACCAAUGUUGGGGAAGAUGUCAAAAUGGCAGAAGACACUGAGAAUGAGAAGAACACCAAAGAGCUUGUGAAGGAGCCUUUGGUUGAAAAAGCAGCUGAGGGUUCAAAUGUGGUUCAAAAUGAGGAUGGUGAUGACCUGGCAAUGACGAAACAUGUUAAUACUGAAAAUAAGGGUGCCUUAGGCAAAGAAGCAGAAAGUGCUGAGAAUGAUUCUACAGGUGGGGGUCCUGAAAAUGAUUCCAAGGAAGAAAUUGCUCGUGGUGAACAAACCAAUGUUGGGGAAGAUGUCAAAAUGGCCGACAAUGUUGAGGGUGAGAAGAAAGUUGAUGAGCAUUUCAAGGAAGAUGACCAGGCUACGGAGAAACAUGAUGAUGCACGUGAAGCUGACAAUCCGGCUACCGCUGUUGGUGGCAAGCUGCAUGAAGCAGGAGAGGGAAAAAAUGAACAGCCACAGCAGGUUCGUGCCAUGGAAGACCAGAAUAAUUUGGUGAACAACGUAGAGGGAGAAGUAACAGAAAAUGGUGCCAAAACUAACUGAAGGGGCAUACUCAGAGUUAUGACUCAAAGAAUAUGCUUAGCUAUAAGAUAAUCUCAUUGUUUUGGUCCAUCAAUGUGUAAAGUGGUAGAGUAGGGUCGUACACAUUUCACGGCUCUGUUUGAUAUGAAAGGAUUUCCCAUUUCGUGCAUGCAGAAUCGACAGUCCCACAUCAGUGUCUUUACUGUAGUAGCGCUUACCCGACACCUUUGUUGUUAAGGACACUUUUAGGUUGCAACCAACUUUUGUUGAAUGUUAUUGACAAAACUCCCUUUUGAAUUACUAUAUAAAUAUAAUAUGCAAUGCCUACUCAUUCAAUAGUUUUUAUAUGCCAUCGUGCCAGUCUUGGUUUUACUACUUAUUCACAUGUACACCAUGUUUUUGAUGACCAAUUUGAAACUUCACACUCCAUAUGUAAUGAAUAAUGAACUCUGUUAGAUUAUUGGACUUAUACUACAUUUAAUAUUUACUUUGUAUUAUUU
Messenger RNA from Cuscuta europaea, 1847 nucleotides. Lineage: Eukaryota; Viridiplantae; Streptophyta; Magnoliopsida; Solanales; Convolvulaceae. The record is from the annotation of a GenBank genome assembly.